Magnusiomyces paraingens is the source of this 1539-nucleotide messenger RNA. RefSeq lists its product as uncharacterized. The record is from RefSeq and is a predicted model, not a curated record. Gene Ontology annotation, molecular function: 1,3-beta-glucanosyltransferase activity. Gene Ontology annotation, biological process: fungal-type cell wall (1->3)-beta-D-glucan biosynthetic process. The transcript has 3 exons. Gene Ontology annotation, cellular component: fungal-type cell wall; cytoplasm. NCBI's taxonomy places the organism in Eukaryota, Fungi, Ascomycota, Dipodascomycetes, Dipodascales, Dipodascaceae. The coding region runs from base 1 to 1539 and encodes 512 amino acids.
AUGCGCUUAUCUGGCUUGUUAAAACUGUCUGCACUUGUUGCAGGUAUUGCCCAGGCUGCCAUCAACCCUGUUGAGGUUCGUGGUCGCCACUUUUUCGACUCUGUCACUAAAGAACCUUUUUUCAUUAAAGGUGUGGACUACCAACCCGGUGGUUCUUCUGGGUUUGUUGGCCAUUCGGACCCUUUGUCUGAUACCAAUACAUGUGCUCGAGAUAUUUUUUUAUUUCAACAACUUGGUGUUAACGCCGUCCGAGUUUACUCUGUCAACCCUGACUUGAAUCAUGAUGACUGUAUGACGCUUCUUGCUAAUGCAGGUAUUUAUCUGAUUUUGGAUGUCAAUUCUCCUAAGCCUGGGCAAUCGCUUAACCGUUAUGAACCAUGGACAUCUUACAAUCCCAAUUAUGUCAAUCACAUUUUAAAGGUUGUUCACCAGUUUGCUGGUUACAAUAACACGCUAGGCUUUUUUGCCGGUAAUGAAGUAAUUAAUGAUGACAUUUCGGCCAAGGAGUCACCGCACUACCUCAAGGCGGUGAUUCGCGAUAUGCACCAGUACAUGAAGAAUAACUCGCCUAGAGUUGUUCCCGUGGGAUACUCUGCUGCCGAUGACUUGCGAUUCCGCACAAGUUUGGCCAAGUACUUUGAGUGCGGUGACGCCGAUGUUGCGGUUGACUUUUAUGGUGUAAACUCAUAUCAGUGGUGUGGAUACCAAACAUUUGAAACUUCUGGGUUUGACAUUUUGGUCCGCGACUAUGAAGACUAUACGUUGCCAUUGUUUUUGUCUGAGUAUGGUUGCAAUGCUUUGAUGCCACGAUUAUUUCAAGAAGUGGAGGCUCUGUACUCUAACCGCAUGACUAAUGUUUUUUCGGGGGGAUUAAUUUAUGAGUUUGCUCAGGAGCCCAAUAACUAUGGUUUGGUUGAGAUUAACGAACAGGGCAGUGCUCAAUUGCUUCCUGACUAUAACACUCUUAAGGUCCAGUAUAAUAUUACCCAGAUUCACUAUGACUUUUCCAAGGACCGUCAGGGAGUUCGCCCCGAAAAGUGCAAAAAGGCUUAUCCUAAUUUAAUGAAUGCCAAUGCUGUUAUUCCAGAUUGUCCAGUUCCCGAGUUGAUUAAGAAUGGUGUGAAGGAUGUUACACUUGGUAGUUUUGUGCAAGUGAGAUUGAAUACUACCAUGUAUUCGAUUGUCAAUGUGGACAAGACUGAGAUUUUGGAGAAGAGAAUUUUGACAACUGUUGACUGGAAAAAACCAAUGGAGCAGCCGUCUCCUUGGAAGGAGCUUCGAUUGUACAAUAGCAAUCCUGUGGUUAAUGAGAAGCCUGUUAAGCAGGCACCUCCCACAGUAGACAAUGGAGUUUCUGAGGCUAAGCCCUUGGAGGGCGUCAACAAUAAGCUUGCAAUUCCAUCUGCAAAUGAAAAGACGGUUACAAGCGGCGGGUUUAUUCUUGACGUUACUCAGGGCCAGUCUUUCCGCAAUGUUGCAAUUGCUGGACUUGUUGUUGCACCCAUUGUCAUGGGUCUUGUUUUGCUGAUUACUCAGUAA